Molecule: messenger RNA, 1041 nt
Organism: Aspergillus wentii DTO 134E9
Lineage: Eukaryota; Fungi; Ascomycota; Eurotiomycetes; Eurotiales; Aspergillaceae
Product: ketoreductase
Exons: 2
Coding region: 1-1041 (346 amino acids)
Biological process (GO): fatty acid elongation
Cellular component (GO): endoplasmic reticulum
Molecular function (GO): ketoreductase activity
Source: RefSeq, a predicted model, not a curated record
AUGGAGUUUGUGUCAAAAUUCGCAUCUUGCCUGUCCAAGUGGCAGCUAAACGUCGAUCCGGGGCUGCAGACUCUGGGCGCGUUGGCCCUGCUGACCACCGGUGGCCUGUUCAUCACCUGCAGGGCUCUGACCUUUGUCAGGGUCCUGCUUAGUUUGUUUGUCCUUCCUGGAAAGCCGCUCCGUUCGUUCGGCCCCAAGGGCAGCUGGGCGGUGGUUACAGGUGCUUCCGAUGGCUUGGGCAAGGAAUUCGCCCUUCAGCUCGCUCGUUCCGGCUUCAACAUCCUCCUCGUUUCCCGAACUGCAUCGAAAUUGACCGCUUUGGGCGAUGAGAUCUCCUCGAAGAACCCCGGCGUGGAGACCAAGAUUUUGGCAAUGGACUUUGCCAGCAACCAGGACUCGGACUAUGCUAAGCUCAAGGAACUGGUUGAUGGACUCGAUGUGGCUGUGUUGGUCAACAAUGUCGGAAAGAGCCACAGCAUCCCUACUCCGUUCGCCCUGACACCCGAAGAGGAGAUGAAUGAUAUCAUCACCAUCAACUGCACCGGUACUCUGCGUGCUACUCAGGUCGUUGUCCCUGGUAUGAUCCAGCGCAAGCGUGGUCUCGUCCUGACCAUGGGAUCCUUCGGUGGUCUCCUCCCCACUCCCCUCCUGGCAACCUACUCCGGCAGCAAGGCUUUCCUGCAGCAGUGGUCUACUUCUCUCGGUUCGGAACUGGAACAGCAUGGCAUCACUGUCGAGCUCGUCCAGGCCUACCUCAUCACAUCCGCCAUGUCUAAGAUCCGUCGCACCAGUGCUACUAUCCCUGAUCCCCGCGCGUUCGUCAAGUCGGUCCUCGGCAAGAUUGGCCGCAACGGUGGUUCUCCUUCGUAUGCCUACAGCUCCUCCCCUUACUGGAGCCAUGGCUUGAUGGCCUACUUCCUUACCUGCAUCACCGGAACCAUGAACAAGUUCGUCCUUGGCCAGAACCGUGGCAUGCACGAGUCUAUCCGCAAGCGUGCCUUGCGCAAGGCUGAGCGGGAGAGUGGAAAGAAGAGCACCUAA